UGGGCCCAGGACGGGGAUUGGGGGCCAGGAGUGGCUGCAGCGCUGGGCGAGGGGAGGCCAGAGAGGGAGGCCACAGACCGGGGCAGGGGCAGCCAGGACUGGGCCGGGCCAAGCGGGCAGCGGGCGGAGGGGGGAGGCAGGGAGACUGACCCCGGCAAGCCCCCGAGGCCCCUUGGAGCGCCUGCCGCUGCCGCCGCGGGGAUGAACUUUGCUGUGGGCUUCAAGCCGAUGCUGGGGACCUCGCAGAGCAUGGACAAUCUGGAGAAGCAGCUCAUCUGCCCCAUCUGCCUGGAGAUGUUCACCAAGCCGGUGGUCAUCCUGCCCUGUCAGCACAACCUCUGCCGCAAGUGCGCCAACGACAUUUUCCAGGCCUCCAACCCUCUCUGGCAAUCACGAGGGUCCACUUCCGUGUCAUCUGGAGGACGGUUCCGGUGCCCAUCCUGCCGCCACGAAGUAGUGCUGGACCGACACGGAGUGUACGGCUUGCAGCGCAACCUCCUGGUAGAAAACAUCAUCGACAUUUACAAGCAGGAGUCCUCUCGCCCCCUCCACGCCAAGGCGGAGCAGCAGCUGAUGUGCGAGGAGCACGAGGAGGAGAAGAUCAACAUCUACUGCCUGAGCUGCGAGACCCCCACCUGCUCCAUGUGCAAGGUCUUCGGGGCCCACAAGGACUGCGAGGUGGCCCCUCUGGCCAACGUCUACAAGCGCCAGAAGGGGGAGCUGAGUGACGGGAUCGCCAUGCUGGUGGCGGGCAACGACCGGAUCCAGGCCAUCAUCAGCCAGAUGGAGGAGAUCUGCAAGACCAUUGAGGAGAACGGGCGGCGGCAGAAGCAGCACCUCUGCCUGCGCUUCGACUCCUUGUACAGCAUCCUGGAGGAGCGCAAGAAGGAGCUGCUGCAGGAGGUCGGCCGCGAGCAGGAGGAGAAGGUGCAGCGCGUGCGCGGGCUCAUCCGCCAGUACGGGGACCACCUGGAGGUCUCCUCCAAGCUGGUCGAGUCGGCCAUCCAGUCCAUGGAGGAGCCCCAGAUGGCCGUCUACCUACAGCAAGCCAAGGAGCUGAUUAAGAAGAUCACAGACAUGUCCAAGGUUUCCAUGAGCAGCCGCCCGGAGCCGGGCUAUGAAAACAUGGACCGCUUCUCCAUCAACGUGGAACACGUGGCUGAAAUGCUGAGAACCAUUGAAUUCCAGACAGAUCAUGCUGGGGAGGAUGCGGAGCCCGAGGGAGGUGAUGCUGCAAGAGAGGAAGACCCGCCUGAGGGGCUGGCGGAAGCCCCCGAGGGGCCGGAAAAUGUGGGGCUCAGGCCCAAACCAGCAAGUGCAUCUCAUGGUCCGCACUGAGGACGCAAUUCAGGUGCAGCACCAGGAGGAGGAGCUGGUGGGCUUUGGAGGUCUCCACCCCCAGACUCUCCAGCGGAGGGUCCUCCCCGCUUCCCGAUGCCCCGCCCCCAAACUUCCUCUGGGUUUUUCUUCUGUCUGUAGUGAGAAUAAAGUUGUGCUUUCUUUGCUA
Hemicordylus capensis (graceful crag lizard) is the source of this 1507-nucleotide messenger RNA. It is a transcript of the gene TRIM54, whose product is annotated as tripartite motif containing 54. NCBI's taxonomy places the organism in Eukaryota, Metazoa, Chordata, Lepidosauria, Squamata, Cordylidae. Gene Ontology annotation, molecular function: zinc ion binding. The transcript has 10 exons. The coding region runs from base 202 to 1338 and encodes 378 amino acids. The record is from RefSeq and is a predicted model, not a curated record.